AUGGCGAUCAAAGCACUGUGCCUCGCGCUUACCCUUGCCUGCGCUGUGAUAGCAGCUCCUGACACCAGAAUUGUAGGUGGAACUCCCACUACCAUCGAAGAUUUCCCUUACAUCGUAGCUUUAGUCUACUGGUACCCUGGUCCCGGCAUUACAAUCCAGAGAUGCGUUGGCGGACUCAUCUCUUCCUGGCACGUUCUGACCACGUCGUUCUGCUUCACUGGCGCCGUCUUGUCAAACAUGGAGGUCCGUGCUGGUUCCACCAACAGCUUGUCCGGCGGCGUGGUGGUGACCAUUCGUGAAGUGAUCAAGCACCCUGACUACCAAGAGACACCUCGUGUCGCUGACAUCGCAGUUGUAGUGCUGGAGUCGCCACUCGCCAUCACCAACACCAUCAAUAUUCUAUACCUCCCGCCCCAAAGCACCUAUAUUCCUGACGGGCAGUCAGUGAAAGUCGUUAGCUGGGGUUUUGAAUCGGAGAUUGGCCCACAACUUGAAACAUUGAAAACCAUCAAUCUAAAGAAGGUGCCUCUGGAAGACUGCCAAGCUGCCUAUGCUGAAAAGGACACUGUUGUAAUUGAUGACCCUGUCAUAUGUGCUGCAGAAGAAGGUGACGUGGGCACUUGCAGAGGUGAUUCAGGCGCACCGAUGGUCAUCGACCAAGUUGUCGUGGGUCUCUCAUCCUACUUCCAAGAUUGUGGUACAGAUGACUACCCCGAUGUGUUCACCAGGAUCGACCGCUACACUGACUGGAUCAUCAGUGUCGCCACCGCACAGUACAGGAAUGGUACCACCGUUAGAGUGAAGCCGGUUUCGUACUGA
This is a messenger RNA of Parnassius apollo (apollo), 819 nucleotides long. The record is from the annotation of a GenBank genome assembly. NCBI's taxonomy places the organism in Eukaryota, Metazoa, Arthropoda, Insecta, Lepidoptera, Papilionidae.